AUGGAGGGAGGAUCAAAUGGUUUCUCUAAUAUUCUUUCUAUCCAACUUCUCUUCAUUGCCCUCUGUCUCUUCAUUGCCGGUUCUUCCUGUCUUAAGAUCGGAGAGACAUGUUCAUCUAACAGCAGCUGUGAUGCCGGAUUAAGUUGUCAAAGCUGUUCUGCUAAUGGUAAUACCCGACAGAGAUGCACCAAGAUCCAGCCAUUGAGUCCAACAUCGAAAGUCAAAGGUCUGGCAUUCAAUAAGUAUUCAUGGUUAACAACACACAACUCUUAUGCUCUUGUGGAUGCUGAAUCAGAUACGGGUUCACCUUUGCUCUCUCCUAGAAAUCAAGAAGACACGAUUACUAGUCAACUUAAGAAUGGGGUUCGAGGACUUAUGCUAGAUAUGUAUGAUUUCAUGAAUGAUAUCUGGUUAUGUCACUCCUUUGGUGGUAACUGUUACAACUACACAGCAUUUCAACCUGCAAUUAAAUCGUUGAAAGAGAUUGAAACCUUUUUGGCUGCAAACCCAUCAGAUAUUGUCACCAUUUUUAUUGAGGAUUAUGUGACAUCCCCACAAGGCUUGACCAAGGUUUUUAAUGCAUCUGGCCUUAGCAAAUACUGGUUUCCUGUUUCAAAGAUGCCUAAAAAUGGUGAAGAUUGGCCCACUGUUGAUGAAAUGGUGCAGCAGAAUCAACGUUUGGUGGUCUUCACUUCCAAAUCAAAUAAAGAGGCUACUGAAGGAAUUGCCUACAAUUGGAAAUAUGUAGUUGAAAAUCAAUAUGGAAAUGGUGGGAUGAUAGCAGGUUCCUGUCCAAAUCGAGCUGAAUCACCUCCUGUGAACACAAAAACGAUAUCCUUAGUUCUUCAGAAUUACUUUCCAACUAAUCCGAAUAUAACAGGAGUUUGCUUGGACAAUUCAGCUCCACUAAUUAGCAUGACCAACACUUGCCAAGAAGCAGCUGGGAAACGGUGGCCAAACUUCAUUGCUGUUGAUUUUUAUCAGAGAAGUGAUGGUGGGGGAGCCCCAGAAGCUGUGGAUGAAGCAAAUGGACACCUUACUUGUGGAUGUGACAAUAUUGCCUAUUGCAGGGCAAAUUCUACAUUUGGUACCUGUGAUGUUCCACCAAUUGCACCCCCUCCACCUGCUGCUGCUGCCGGGGGAAACUCACAAGUUCCUGGUGGCAAUCCUUCCAACAUCGCUUCCUUGGAUCGCAAACCUGUCCAACUACGGUGGUUGUUCGGGACAAUUUUGAUGAUUACACUCUUAUCAUGA
This is a messenger RNA of Dovyalis caffra, 1254 nucleotides long. NCBI's taxonomy places the organism in Eukaryota, Viridiplantae, Streptophyta, Magnoliopsida, Malpighiales, Salicaceae. The record is from the annotation of a GenBank genome assembly.